Messenger RNA from Haliotis rufescens (red abalone), 2999 nucleotides. RefSeq lists its product as uncharacterized. The transcript is spliced from 3 exons. The coding region runs from base 52 to 1992 and encodes 646 amino acids. Gene Ontology annotation, molecular function: protein binding; zinc ion binding. NCBI's taxonomy places the organism in Eukaryota, Metazoa, Mollusca, Gastropoda, Lepetellida, Haliotidae. The record is from RefSeq and is a predicted model, not a curated record.
UUAGAUGUGAUUAACUUCACUCGACAGCAGUUCUCAAGUGGGCGGUCUCAGAUGGCGACCUCCCAAAAGUUAACAGAGCACUUUCUGAGUUGUACAAUAUGUACAGAGGUGUUUGACAACCCUUCCACGCUUGUGUGUAAUCACACCUUCUGUCGGAAAUGUGUUAUCAACUACACCAAAACCAGGCCAGAAGCUAUCAGCGCAAGAUCUCUUCUAUGUCCUUUCUGUAAGAAGAUGACGAAAGUGUCUGACCCUGAGAGGCCAGUGGAGGAGUGGGCGGAUGACGUCAAGCCUAGCUUUGUCAUCCAGGGACUUUUGGACUCUUUUGGCCCAGAAUCUACAAAUACAACCUACUGCCGUUAUUGCAAGGAGGAAGGGGAGACAACUCCUGCUACCUCUUGGUGCUCUGUUUGUGACGACGCCCUCUGUGAACGAUGUGUACGGAUGCACAAUAGAAACCCAUCCUCCCGUCACCAUGACGUAGUUGACAUGUCUAGAGAGGUCAAGAUCAAGAGCAUGGAAAAGGUUGUGUGUAAAGAACACAAAGAUGAACAUAUAAAACUCAUUUGCAGAGACUGUAAGAAAGCAAUUUGUCAAACAUGUUGCAUUACCUAUCACAAAAUGUGUGAAAGUGUUGUUGAAAUGGAAUCAGAAAUGCCGGCAAUUAAAUCAGAGCUGACAAGGAAAAGGGAUAAUUUGUUGAAGAAAUGUGAUAAGAUACAAAUUCUCGUUGACAAACAGAAAACAAUAGCCAAUGAAGAAUCAACGUCUUAUUUGCAAAUAGAAUCAGACAUCAAGUCUACCACUAAGAAAGCAAUGGACACGAUUAAAAGCAAGGAAAUGAAGCUUCUCAAUGAGCUGAAAGAGAAGUCUGAGAAACACAUAGAGCAGCUAAAAGCAAACAUAAAGUCAAGAGAGAUGUCAGUACAGAUGUUCCAAGAAGAAGCGGAGCUGAUAGACCAGACUCUACGCUCUGAGUGUGACAUGGGUGUGUAUGAGAUGUAUCAGGGAUGUGAGGUCGGUGAUGUGGAGGCUGUCGGGGACGCAGGGCUGAAGGUGAAGGGGAGAAUAGCCAGGAUCAUGUUCAGACAGGACACGGAUCAGCUGAGCAUAACACUGGACGAUCUACAGCUGGGUGACAUAGACGUCCUGUACGAGAGUGUGCUGGACCUGAUGGCGACUCCUGUAUUACAGGACACUAUCAACGUCAGAGUAGGAGACGGGGUAGAAGCAGAUCCUAUUGAUGUCACAGUGCUUGCUGUGAAUGGUACAGAUACAGUCGUUGUCACAGAUUACGAAAACAAAAGUGUGAAGUCCUUCUACACCAAAAAUAACCAUACAUAUCACAGCAGGCUCUUUCUGGGUCCGGUGGGCAGACCAUGGUGUAUGGCAAAGUUAAAACAGAACCAACUGGCUGUAACUGUUUUGGGUAUCAGUCAGAUUGUAACAGUUGAAGUCAACCCUGACCUGGUGCUGCUGUCAACCAUCACAACAAACAAACAGUACUAUGGUAUAACGUCUCUGACACCAUCAACACUAGCAGCAGGUUCCCAUUCUCCCCCCUGUAUUGAUAUCCUGGAUGUAACGGGACACGUGCUGAGUUCACUCAGUCCACUUGUAAAUGGUUACACCAUCUUUAAAUUUCCCAAUUUUCUCUUCACGACAAGGACUGGGAACAUCCUUGUGUCCGACAGUGGAUCAAGGUACGUCGUGUGUCUGACCAAGAAGGGGGAUGUGGUGUUCACCUACAGCCCUUCAGGAAACACAUCACUAAAAUAUCCACGUGGCAUAACACGUACCAGCACAGGUGACAUUCUGGUUUCAGAUUCUUUCCUACACAGAGUCAUCCAUCUGACUGAGUCGGGGGAGUUUGUUAGAAACAUACUGACUUUACAGGAUGGUAUUCAGUAUCCCUGGGGUGUGUGUCUAGAUGGGCAAGGGUGUAUGUAUGUGUGCUUGUCAAGUGACGUUAAGGUUUUCACAAUGCACUAAAAUGAGUGGGAAUUAUGUCUGAAUCCUUUUUAGGAACUACAUGUGUGUUUUUUUUAUAUUGCACAGGGUUGUAUUUGCAAUUGAAGGAUUGCGACACAAGCUUAUCUUAAAGUUCUUUAUCUACAUUGGGUGUUGGGUCCAUCCUUUCUUACAUGAUAGAACACUAGUUUGUUAUUGCUGAGUAAGUUUGUUAGUUGACAAAAUAAUGGACUAUUUGCAGAUUUAUACAAAUGAUACUAUCCUCAAGACUGUAUGACAAGAGCGAAGACUUUCCAAUGUUUCCCUUUGGGUCGAGCAAUGUUUCAGCAGCUCCAGACUCUGGUGUCACAACUUUUUAGGUACAAUCGAACAUAAUCUUUCUAUCAAUAUUUCAAUACGAUUCUUGCUCAAAUGGGUCUGCAUUUAAGUCAAGACUUGAACCAUAUGUAAAGCUUUCAAAAAGUUAUUAGUUCGACAUGUGCAGGACAUGUCAAAAUCAGUGACCAAAAUAUGUCGAAUUCAAUUCCUUAUUUUGACCAUAUGUUCCCAUGAUUGUUCAGUUGAACACUUGACUUGCCUGUGCAUGUCUUUAUGACAAGUAUCACCGGUGGGGCAGGAUACCCUACCUUUUUGCGAACACCUGGUAUCCAUGUUAUUUGAUAUGGGUCCAUGAAUACACGUGUAUGAUAUAGUCGGAAUCGUACAAUAUGACCUCUGCUUUAGCAUAUCUAUUUGAAAACGGAAACCAUGCUGACAUCUGUAUUCUUUAUGUCUUGUUUACUCGCUAAAUACAAUUCUAAAAUAACUUUGCGUCUGCCAUCAUUUUUAUCUAACCUGAUGUCGCCUGUUGAACUCAAGAAACAAUAAACAACACUCGCAGUAGCAGUGUAUCUGGUUGUUUUCCAUUCACAUUUAUGUGAAAAUAUCGUCAAUAUUAAUAUUAGAUCAAUGCAGUGUGCCUCUUGAUCUAUCGAUGUGUAGUAAAACCCCAUCUGUGUUACAGAUUCCUGACAGUGCUUUUGAGCAGU